Messenger RNA from Ramularia collo-cygni, 981 nucleotides. RefSeq names its product probable ubiquinone biosynthesis methyltransferase coq5. The coding region runs from base 1 to 981 and encodes 326 amino acids. The transcript has 2 exons. Gene Ontology annotation, biological process: ubiquinone biosynthetic process. NCBI's taxonomy places the organism in Eukaryota, Fungi, Ascomycota, Dothideomycetes, Mycosphaerellales, Mycosphaerellaceae. The record is from RefSeq and is a predicted model, not a curated record. Gene Ontology annotation, molecular function: methyltransferase activity.
AUGUCAAUACAAAUUCCUCACGCGGCGAAACGCCUACGAUUGGCUAGCCAGAGGAGCUGGGUAUGCUCAGAAUGUAGCAGAAGGACGUUCGCAUCUACGACAUGGCGAGGACAGCAGCCACAGCAGCCACAGGAGCGGCCAGGACAAGACAAGACGACACAUUUCGGAUUCGAAACCGUGGCCGAAUCAAUGAAGGCAUCGAAGGUGGGCGCCGUCUUCUCGUCCGUGGCGAGCACAUACGACACGAUGAACGACCUCAUGUCUCUCGGCAUCCACAGACUAUGGAAGGACCACUUUGUGCGCUCGCUCAACCCUGGAGUUCGUACAAUCACAUCGCCGAACGCGCAGAAAGGGCAGAGGAUAUUGGACAUUGCUGGUGGCAGUGGUGACAUUGCCAUUCGCAUGCUUGACCACGCCACAAACAUCAACCGAGACCACCACACACACGUAACGAUAUCCGACAUCAACCCCGACAUGCUCGCGGAAGGCCGAAAGCGCCUGUCUGCCACGGCAUAUCAGAGCGCCGGUCGAGUGGAUUACCUCGAAGCAAACGCAGAAGAGCUGGAUGCGAUUGAGAGCAAUAGCAUCGACCUAUAUACUGUCGCCUUUGGCAUCCGCAACUUCACGCACAAGGAUCGCGCUCUUAAGGAGGCGUUCCGGGUUUUGAAGCCGGGAGGCGUGUUCGCGUGCCUGGAAUUUGCGCCGCAACUUUCCAAUCCAAUCAUGAAUGGCUUGUAUAAGAGAUGGUCGUUCAGUGCAAUUCCGUUGAUUGGACAGAUCGUGGCUGCUGACCGCGACAGCUACCAGUAUCUCGUGGAAAGCAUUGAAAAGUUCCCAUCGCAGCCGGAGUGGGCGAAGAUGAUACGAGAAGCAGGGUUCCUAAUCCCGGGGCAUGACAAUGGAGAAGGUCCAUUGGAAAGCGGUUGGGAGAACCUGAGCAUGGGAAUCGCAGCGAUUCACAAAGGCAUCAAGCCGUUGUAG